UUUUUAGGAUGAUUCAUCUAUGGAUGAAUAUGGUGUAGCUGCUGCUAUUUUACCAUUGGCUAUGGCAUUUUGCAGAAAGUUAUGCACUGGUGUGAUACAGUUUGCUUAUACAUGUAUUCAAGAACAUCCUGUAUGGCAAAAUCAGCAGUUUUGGGAAGCUGCAUUUUAUCAAGAUGUUCAAAGAGAUAUACGUGCUCUAUAUGCUCCACAUCGUGUGCCAGUUGGGGACAGAGAAUCAUCUUUAUCACCUGUCAGUCCUCGAGAGGUACUUG
This is a messenger RNA of Stegodyphus dumicola, 272 nucleotides long. It is a transcript of the gene Sbf, whose product is annotated as SET domain binding factor. The record is from RefSeq and is a predicted model, not a curated record. Gene Ontology annotation, cellular component: membrane; cytoplasm. Lineage: Eukaryota; Metazoa; Arthropoda; Arachnida; Araneae; Eresidae. Gene Ontology annotation, molecular function: guanyl-nucleotide exchange factor activity.